Messenger RNA from Ilex paraguariensis (yerba mate), 2410 nucleotides. The record is from the annotation of a GenBank genome assembly. Lineage: Eukaryota; Viridiplantae; Streptophyta; Magnoliopsida; Aquifoliales; Aquifoliaceae.
AUGCCUCCUUCCUCGGCGACGGCGGGUGCGCACCGCACCUCCACCUCCACCUCCUUCCUUCUCCUCCAUCCUUCUGCUACAGCCACUCUCAUUCACAGAAAACCAUUCUUAAUUUCUUGUACUCUCACUCCAUUUCCAUCAAAACCCAUCAAGAGAAAAAACUAUCUCCGCCCCAAAAUCCUCAAAACCAUAAUAAAACCCUCUCCCAACCCCCUCCCCCAAUCACCCCCAGCAAACCCAAUUAAUCCCAGUGAAACUCCACCUGAACAAAGUCCUAAUUUUCCCUUCGACCAAUUCUCCAGUGAAGAGCUAAAACUGCCAGAAACUCAUGACUUUCGGAGCUCUGAAAUUUCCCAGUCCGUUGGAGUUAUCGACGGCAGUGUUGGUAAAUUUUCUAGAACUUCUGUCCUUAAAUUUGGGUUGUGGUUGGUUGGUGUCUUUAUGCUUCAGACAAUUUGUGCUGUUUGGUUACUUGAGUCAGCUAAUUCUGACCCCAAAGGUGAAGAUUUGGAUGGUGAAGAUAAAGCCAAGGUUCUAGAAUUGCGGUCAGUGGGAAUUGAAAAAACCAAAUUGAAUUUUUUCUCAAACAAAAGAAAAACUGAACAACUGGGGCUUGAACAAGGUGGAAUUGCAUACGUGUAUGACAGUGACUUCGAGGAGAAAAUUGACGAAAUUCGAGAAAUGGCGAGGGAAGCAAGACUGAGGGAAAAAUUGGAGUCUAAGACAAAUGAUUUGGAGGAUAGUGAUGAUGAUGAUGUUCUUAUUAGAAGUGGGAUCAAAAAGGAGGUUGAUAAACGAUUAGUUAAUUUAAGGAAGAUGUUGCGCAAGAGUCGUGAGAGAAUAUCAGUGUCAUCGGUUAGUUACUUGGGCAAAGAGGUUAAGGUUGAAAACGGGGUGGAUGAGGGUGGGUUGGGAGUGAAAGAGGUGAAUGAGGCAUUGAUGUUUAAGAAGAAGUUUAAAUUUAGAAGUCCAUCGAUUGAGCCAAGUGAUAAACCUAAGGGGUUCAUGGGUCGGGAAAAACAUGGUGUUAGUAAGGCGAAAGACACAAGUUUGGAUAGUGAAAAUGAAAUUUUCAGAAGUGGAGGUGUUGGUGAUAACGGUGCGGAUUUGUUGGACAAAGAACAGCAAUUAGACCUGCCUGGUAGCAGUUUGCAAGAAAAUGUUCCGAUGUCUUUGGAGGAUGAGAGUGGAAGGGAACCACUGAAGGAAGAGACUAAAUCCAUGCAAUCUAAAAGAAAGAAAUUAGGCAAAGCAAGGGAGACUUCAAAACUGAGAAAGGCAAUGGGAGUUGCAAAACCGAAACCUGGAACUGUUAUCUUGCAGGAGAGAAGAAGCUAUGAGAGCCCUCAGGUUGAAGCUGUGAAAUUUGGAGAAUCGAGCAAGCUGGAGGGACCACAUUCUCAAAUCUUCAGCAAAGACAACCAGAAUAAAAUUGUAACAUCCGACCACCAUAAUGUAUUGAGUAGGAAUGGCAGUUUGAAUAGCAAAAAAGCGGCAAACACACAAUCGGCCAAUGAAGUUGGGGAUAAUAGAACAAACAAGGGGACUGAUUUGUGGUGGUCGGGUCUUCCAUAUGUUCUGGCCAUUUUCAUGUGUAGAGGUCAUGAUGGUGAAGGAUCAAAAGGGCUAUUUACCAUAAGAAGCAUAUCUCAGGCAGAGGGUGACCCAUCUCAUACUCUUGCUUUUGAGGACCGUAGUGAUGCCACUAACUUUUGUUAUAUUCUGCAAUCCUUCUUCGAAGAUCUGGGUGAUUUUAGUUCUGACGUUGUACCUCUAUCAAUAAAAGUGAACUCGCCUUAGAUGAAGCUUUGGGAGACACUAACAUGAGUACCUGUCAAAGUGUUUCUGUUACAAUGUCCUAACUCCUUGUUGUCAAAUGAUACUGUCAUGCCAUUCCUGUACAGCAGUGACAGAAUUUCUUUUAUUGAAGAGCAACACUGAUACUGAAUUGGAAACCUAAACUUUAUCAGGAACUUGAUGAGGCAGUGAAAUCAAAUGCUAUGAAGGUUCUUGUUGUGAAGAAGGGACAACUUAACCUUUAUGCUGGGCAACCACUAGCUGAAGUUGAGAUGACCUUGCGUUCUUUGGUUGGAAGAAGUUGAAGCAGGAGGUGGAGCGACUUCAAAAUGGAUAUUGGCUUUUUUUGGAGCUAAUACACGAUGAAUUUGGGAACACUAUUUGCAUCAUCUUCCUUCCCCGAUGAAGCAUUUUCAGGCAAGAAUGGGUUGAAUUCCUGUAUUGACCACUUAAUACUGGCAUUGGUGGAGUACGGAGAGAGGCAAACUUGUAAGGUGAUUAACAAUGUACAGAUUCUUAGUUGGCUUAAAUAGCUCGAGGAAUUCAAUUAUAAUUGCAUUUUUUUUCUUUGAUUACAGAUUACGUGUAUUUCUGAUUAAAUUACAUUUUUCCA